AGACAUAAAUACGCUGAUGAUCGAAUUCUCAGUCGUCAUUAUGUCGAAAAUGUCAAUCAAAUGCAUAAUAGCAGGUUUGACCCUGCUACUUGUUCAUAAUUCAUCAGGUCAACAAUGUAACACGCGAUCGUUCCAACGCUUGUGUGUCACCGAUGGCGAUAAUGUGGUACUCGAAAACGAAAGGCUAUCAAUGACUAUUAGCAAGACAAGGGGACAGAUCAGUGCACUUUAUUACAAUUCGCGCGUUGAUAAUGGUAUCAGAUCAACCAAUUUGUUGAGAGGCGGCGGCUCUGGUUAUUACAUUGCCAAUAUUGGUGUGGACGGCAACAGUUUGACAGUCGGGCCUACUAUAGCAGAUAUGAAAAUUACACAGAGUGCUGAGUUAAUUGACCUGGCAUUCACACACAGGAACACAAGCAAUUGGCCAAUUAACUUCGAAUUUCACUUGGUCCUUGAAAGGAAUUCAUCCAUAUUUUACUACUACUCCAUUCACAAGUACUUACGAGAUGGUUACACUGUCGGUCAGCUAAGAUGGGCAAUAAGAGCCAACGCGGACACAUUCAAGUUUUACAGCGUAGACGGAAAGAGAGCGGGGCCCACGCCCACCCAGCAGGCCAUAAACUCAGCUCAAUCUGUACAAGAUUGGACCUAUCUGUUCGCAGAUGGAUCAGUUUACUCAAAAUAUCAGCAAAUAUCGGCUAAUGAAGACAUAAACACUGUGUUCGGUAUUUAUGGCGAUCGCAUUGGACUGUCUCUGCUGCAGACACACAAAGAGUGGGUCAGCGGUGGACCAUUCAAACAGGAUCUAACAACGCACACCGGACAAAUGCUGCUCUUCCAUGAACACUCGGGACAUUACGGCACUCCAGGACUGGUGCCCACCGAGGGAUGGGCCAAAGUGUACGGUCCGAUCGGCUUCUAUCUCAACGAUGGCCAAAGUCUUUCUCAAAUGUAUUCCGACGCUCAGAGACAACUCAGUGAUGAGGAGAAGAAGUGGCCGUACCAGUUUGUCACCGCACCAGAAUACAAUGCCCAAGGGAGAGGCAGUGUGUCGGGGGUACUCCAUGUGGAUGGGUCGCCGAAUGAAGAAUGGGUAUACCUUAUUCUGACUGAACCUCAUGUCGAUGACCCCCAGUUAGAAACGGCUACCUACAUGUAUUCGGCAACUGCUAAAGAAAAUGGUGAAUUCACAAUACCAGCUGUGAGACCAGGCACGUACAAACUACAAGUAAUAGCUAAGGGUGUAGUUGGAAAAUACGUUCAAAACAACAUUAAUGUGCAGGGAAAUAAAAAUAACGAUCUUGGCACGAUCAAUUGGAACCAGGAGAGCAAUGGUCAAUUGCUUUGGCAGAUCGGUGUACCUGAUAGAAAUUCGGCAGAGUUCAAAUCGCCACCUGGCUUUCCAUCACCGAUUCCUAAUUUAGAAGAGUACCGCAAGUUUGGCACAUGGCUCAGAUAUUCCAUAGAAUUUCCUAAUGAUCCAAAUUUCACGGUUGGCGUCAGUGAUCCAGCUAAAGACUGGUGCUACUUCAUGCCCAUGAUCAAGACACCUGGCUUUCCUGACCAGCUUAACUUGGUCAAUGUCACCCAAAAUAUACAACCUACCAACUGGAAGGUCAGGUUCGAUUAUAACGGGUCAAGCGAAGGGACCGCUACAUUGACACUGGGAUUAGCUGCCAGGGUCCGAGCCGGAAUUCGUGCAGUGAUUAACGGUCAAGAGAUACUUAUGUUGGACAGCUUUGAUGGGCCGGUAGGCGAUUCUGCACUAUUUCGUCAAGCAGCGCACGGUAUUUUCCGCCAGCAGAUUGUGACGUUCAGUCAGUCACUGCUGCAGGAGAAGAAUCUUCUGGAGUUCACACCUCCUGGCGCAGUGAGUCAAAACCAUAGAGACAGAAUGGUGAUGUGGGAUUUCUUGAGACUGGAAGUCAGCAACUAAUUGUGUUUUCAUGUAUUUUAUAAAAAAAGGUUUAUUACGAGUUGCCAGUCAAUAAAAAUUUUAUAAUUGUC
Molecule: messenger RNA, 2007 nt
Organism: Agrilus planipennis (emerald ash borer)
Lineage: Eukaryota; Metazoa; Arthropoda; Insecta; Coleoptera; Buprestidae
Product: rhamnogalacturonate lyase-like
Exons: 6
Coding region: 17-1936 (639 amino acids)
Biological process (GO): carbohydrate metabolic process
Molecular function (GO): catalytic activity; carbohydrate binding
Source: RefSeq, a predicted model, not a curated record